This is a messenger RNA of Drosophila rhopaloa, 1208 nucleotides long. Its product is annotated as protein THEM6. Bases 219 to 800 code for a protein of 193 amino acids. The transcript is spliced from 2 exons. The record is from RefSeq and is a predicted model, not a curated record. Lineage: Eukaryota; Metazoa; Arthropoda; Insecta; Diptera; Drosophilidae.
ACUACAGUCUACAGUCUGCAGUCUACAAUCUUCGGGGUUCAGUCGUCUGUGGUCUUGCUUAGCCCACGGUUCUGUUGUUGUGUACCGCUCCGCCCGCUUUUACCGCCUCUACCUGCACCGCCUCUCCCGCUCGUCCCGCUAGUUGCUGGUGUGCUUGGUUGAGCUGAACGACCGACUGCAAAUUGCGAACACAGUUACCCACAGAUUCCCAUACCGCGAUGUCUUGGCUGGUGGUGCUGCUGAUCCUGUACGUGAUCUGGGAUGUCAACUACUUCAUCCGGUGCGUGUUCACGGUGUUCGCGGGUCGGUUAUUCCAGCGGAAGCGCAAGGUGACGGACACCACGACGAUCUAUGGACUGUGCACCUCGCAGGAUGUGGACAUCUUCAUCCGGCACAUGAACAACGCGCGGUAUCUCCGCGAACUGGACUUCGCCCGCUUCCAUUUCUACGCUUUGACGGGACUGUACGAGCGGAUCCGGGAGCGGCGCGGUGGAGCGGUCCAGGGAGCCAGCAGUGUGCGGUACCGCCGCACCAUCCCCAUCUUCCACCCGUACAAGAUCCAGACCAAGCUGGUCUGGUGGGACGACAAGGCCAUCUACCUGGAGCAGCAGUUCGUCACCCUCUCCGACGGAUUCGUGCGGGCUGUGGCCAUGUCCAAGCAGAACAUCACCAACUGCAAUGUGCUGGAGGUGCUGAAGACCUAUCCGGAAACUGCCCAGCGGCCGGAGAAGCCCGAGGAACUCAAGCUCUGGCUGGAUGCCAUCGAACUGUCCAGCCAGAAGCUGCGCAAGGACAAGUGAGCUGGCGGGGAUCACGGAGAUGCCACCUGACUGCGGCACAACUCAUUUACUCUUGCCUCAAUUUUAUAGACUUGUAAUCUUUUUUUUUUGAGUGCACUGUGAAGAAACUUUAGACUGGUGUAAAUUCCCACAACUCAAAGCAAAAAUCAAGAUAUCAGAAAAUCUUCCAAAUGUAAAUUUAACAAAUCUCAUCCAUAAUAAGUUUGAAAUAAUUUGUAAACCACGAUUUGGAUGUAAAAAUUAUCAGAUUAACAUCAUAAGAUUAUUUUAAAUAUUGGAGAUAACUCAAAACAAUUGUAUUUGCUUAUAUUUUUCACAGUGCCUUAGUUAUAAUAUAUAUUUUGUGUAAAAAUAUUUCUUAAAUGGAGUGGCCGAAGCUUUUUAAAUAUAGUUUUUUUACAAACAAAA